AUGUUCAACACCACCAACACCUCAAAAGAAGGAGCAGAAGAGGCUAGUUUCUUUUCGCUCACCAGGAACGGAUUGCAGUACCCGGACUCACCUUCGUCCGACAUCUCGUCCCCCAUGAUGACCCCUCUCCCCUUCAAGAUGAUGAUGCCGAUGCCUCAACAACCUAUUAUGCACUUGUUGACACCGGCUACACCUCCUGUUGUUGUGGAAAAGGAUGAUAGGAAGAAGUUGAGGGAGUAUGAGUUCCCUGCUGCUGCUGUUGCUAUUAAGGUCGAGGCGCCAGCGUAUCAGGCUUAUCAGAACCACCCUUUUACGCAGCUGGGACAGCAGAGGCAACAACCGCAAUCACAGCAGCAGCAAUUGCCUACCCCGCCGACAGCCAAAGCGACUCCUGUAUUGUCGUAUUCAUCAAAGUACGCCAAUUUCACCAACAACAGCAACACUACGAUUACCACGUCUACUACUACCCCGCAGACAGUGGUCCGUGUCAGCCCUCGCCCAACCCAUUCCAACAAAAACAACAACUCGCGCAAGCCCUCGACAACUAUGGCGCUCUCGAUAAUCGAGAAGGAAAAGACGGCGUACCAGUACCCAACUCAUAGGGCCAGCAUGGUUUCGCCUCCACCACCCCCUUACAUCUCUUCUUCUUGUUCACCAUCAUCGUCGGAUCACGGGGCUGGAGUAAGAACAGGACUAACAACAACAAUAACAUCACAAUCGGCAACCUCAGCAGUCAUUGCUAUUUCCCCUCCCCUCCAGCAGGUCCCUGAACAACAACAUCUUGCCUAUGAUCCUACUAUCACCACCGCCACCCCAGCAUCUCUCGCCGCUUCUCACACCGGAAAGACCAAGCGACACUCCUUACCCGUGGCCCUCGCGCGCUCGGCGUCUUCCUCUUCUGCAACUUCCUUGUCCUCCCCUGCGAUUAUUGUUGCGGGCAGUGGCGUCAUGAUGUCUGACAUGGUGUCCACAACUGUUACACCCAGAGUGUUCUCUCCAAAGGCGUCUCGAGACAUGAAGCGACACUCUCUCGCAGUCACCCCCUCUUCCAUGUCGUCGUCUACCUCGCCUUCAAACAACAGCAGGCCGCUGUCACGACCCAGCAGCAAGUCAGCUGCUGGCGUUGGCCUUGGCCACAGGGGUAUCUCCAACAUGCCUCCACAGGCGAUUCCCAUCUUUGGGUCGACGGGCUCUGCUGCAGAUAUGAUGAGGACCCCUCCUAUGGUAUUUAACCCUCGGUCGUCUUUCUCGUCCUCGUCGUCGCCCGCGACGCGUCUAAUGGAAAGAACUGGUACCGAUACCGAAAGGGAUCUGUCGGCUCUUAUCGGCCCUGAACACGACCACAAAAACAUCCUCAUGUCUCUCUCCCACACCAACAUCACCACCCAUAACAACAGCCACAACAGCACAUCAUCCACUUUGUCAUCCCCGCCCCGAAUGCAAGGCCUACUCCGGAUCGCAAGUUUGCAGCGAGCCACCGCAGCAGCGUCAGCUGCUGAGCGGAACCUGAUCCUGAGCACUAGUCGCAUCGGUGGAGGCAUGGGUCCUCUUGAGAGGACUGAGUUCCCAGGGUUCUGGGAGGAUGCCAAGCAGCACAAUAUGCAUUGGACGGUGUACACGAUUGGACUGGCUGCGGUUGUGUCACUUGUGUGGGUGUUGAUGUUGCCUGCCUUGAUGAUGUUUGUUCCUAUUCUGCCGGGCGCUGUUAUGUUGCUCUUGGGCGUCCAAUACUCUGUGUACAGAUGGAGACAGAGAAAGUACAACAUCCAACAACUCAAGGAUCGCCGCCCCUCACCCGCCGCCCUCAGUUCCAUGCGCGCCGCCUCUGCCGCCCUAACCCAUUCGCGGUCCUCAUCAGUCGUUGCCACCGCACCCUCUAGUCCGCAGUUCCAUGCUUUCUCGCCAAACCACCAUCACCUCCGAGGAGUGAGCAUCGGAAGUGGUGUGGGCGCUGCUGCGGGGUUAGGGCAGGGGCAUGCGUAUAAGUCUUCGUUGUCGUCGAUGCAUACCUCGGUCGAGUCUAUUAUUACGGGCGAUUCGUUCCUGGAACCGCAUCAGCCGAGCUCAUCGACUUCGACUUCUUCGUCGCCCCCAAGUCAUUUGAGGUCCCAAUUCCAGCACCAGUACUACCGUCAACCGGGGAUGGGCAGUGUGACGGGUUUCUCCGCAACGGGUUCGCCACCCCGGUUCUCGGAGGCCUAUGGUGGAGACAUCAACACACCUUCACCUCCGGCCAUGUCGUCAAGUCGACCAACCAGCAGCCAUUAUCAGACACCCUCGCCCGAGUACCGUCGUUCAUGGUUCAGUGGUUUCCGGACCCCUAUUAACAGCAGCGAUACUAAGAAUAAUAACAGUAACAGUGGUCGAUGGGGAAGCACGAUCCAACGCCGUGAAUCCACUUCCUCGAUCGCGUCCUCUGAGACUGUAUCCUCGUCAUCCACAGAAUCUGCGUGUGACUCCAGGAAGGGAUCCCCCACAACUGCCCGCGCCGCGACUACUCCAGGCAUGGCCAUCGCUGAGUCUCCAACCUCAGAUACAGGAUCCUUCUCCUCCAUCCCCAUGACAUCCCCGCAACAACCCUCUCGCGCCGGUGGCGAGAAAAAGUAUUCGAGCGGGGAUCUGUCAACAAUUAUGGUGAUGGCCCCUCCACCACCGGCGUACGUUUCCCGGCGGUGCGAGGAUACUCAGAUGUCGGAGGAGGAUAUGGCCAAGGUUAUGAUGGGCGCCAACAAGAAGGUUUUGCAUCUGUUGCAACAGGGUGGUAUUGAGGAGAAGGUGGUGGUAGUGUUGCCGGAGAUUGCACCGUUGGGCGACUUGAUGUCUGACUUUGCGCUUGAUUUUGGGGCAAUACGAUAUUAA
Messenger RNA from Linnemannia hyalina, 2859 nucleotides. The record is from the annotation of a GenBank genome assembly. Lineage: Eukaryota; Fungi; Mortierellomycota; Mortierellomycetes; Mortierellales; Mortierellaceae.